Messenger RNA from Hymenoscyphus albidus, 664 nucleotides. The record is from the annotation of a GenBank genome assembly. NCBI's taxonomy places the organism in Eukaryota, Fungi, Ascomycota, Leotiomycetes, Helotiales, Helotiaceae.
AAGAAGUCGUCGCGACUGAUUUUUGCUCCGAUCAACGACCAGCGACAAAAAUCGACAAACAUCUCCACGUUCAUCCAACCACCGUCAAGAUGACCAAGAUCAACAGUGGUAUGUAUUGUCAACACUCGAAUGUUUAGCAGAUGUAUCGAGUCGAUCCUGCGACUCAAUUCAAAGCGCACAACUAACAUCAAUUGAAGCCCUCCACUCCUCCCGGAGAAAGUCUCGCAAGGCCCAUUACGAUGCGCCAUCCAGCGUCAGACGCACAAUCAUGAGUGCCCCUCUCAGCAAGGAGCUCCGUGAGAAAUACAACGUAUGUAUUGUCGAGGCGCUCGCAACAUCUACCCCUCUAACUAUAUUACCAGGUCCGCUCCAUCCCAAUCCGAAAGGACGAUGAGGUUCUCGUUGUACGAGGCUCCAACAAAGGUCGUGAGGGAAAGAUCACCUCCGUCUACCGUCUCAAGUACAUCGUCCACAUCGAGCGUGUCGUCAAGGACAAAUCCUCCGGCCAAUCCGUCCCAAUCGGCGUCCACCCAUCAAAGGUCGUCAUCACCAAGCUAAAGCUCGACAAGGACCGUGAGAACAUUCUGGAGCGCAUCAAGACUGGUAGAGAGAUCAAGGAGAAGCUCAAGUCAAAGGCAUAAAUGGAUGGACUGGCAUGUUCGAU